Sclerotinia borealis F-4128 is the source of this 1338-nucleotide messenger RNA. Lineage: Eukaryota; Fungi; Ascomycota; Leotiomycetes; Helotiales; Sclerotiniaceae. The record is from the annotation of a GenBank genome assembly.
AUGAAGUCUGCUGUACUUUCAUUCAUCACGGGCUCUCUAUUGGCUUUGCCAGCCCUUGUAUCUGCACAGUUAUCUGGUACAGUCGGUCCUACCACGAGCACUGCUUCUAAAGCUGCGAAGAAAGUCUGUAACAUUCUCAACUACGGAGGUGUUGCUUCAGCGACUACUGACAACGGCCCAGCCAUCUUGGCAGCCUGGAUAGCAUGUAUAUCUGGGGGUGAAGUCUACAUUCCUUCCGGGAGCUAUGGUCUCGGGACUUGGGUUACCCUCACAGGAGGAACUGGCGUAUCUAUUAACUUGGAAGGGACCAUCUAUCGAACUGGAACUGCUGGAGGGAACAUGAUAUUCAUCGAGCAUACAACCGACUUCGAAUUUUACAGUAGUAACUCUAAGGGUGCUAUCCAGGGUUAUGGCUACGUCUUUCACUCGGCGGGCACAUAUGGUCCAAGAAUAUUGCGUCUUUAUCAGGUCACCGGCUUUUCCGUACAUGACAUUGUAUUGGUUGACUCUCCUGCGUUCCAUCUCACACUCGAUACCUGCACAAACGGAGAACUAUACAAUUUGGUCAUUCGCGGUGGUAACGAAGGUGGUUUAGAUGGUGUUGACAUCUGGGGUACUAACAUAUGGGCCCACGAUAUCGAAGUCACAAACAAAGACGAAUGCGUUACUGUCAAGAGUCCUGCCAGCAAUAUCCUAGUUGAGAGCAUCUAUUGCAACUGGUCUGGUGGAUCCGCCAUUGGAAGUCUCGGCGCUGACACUGCCAUCUCCAACGUCGAAUACAACCACGUCUACUCCCAGAACUGCAACCAGAUGAUGCUGAUCAAAUCUAACGGCGGCUCCGGUAAAUUUUCCGGCGCCACCUUCAACAACUUUAUGGGACACAGCAAUGCCUAUACCCUAGAUAUUGACACCGCAUGGUCAGGUCAAUCCGUCGUUGCCGGCAGCGGCGUCACAUAUAGCGAUCUCACCUUCUCCCACUGGCACGGAACCUGCGCCAAUGGAGCCGCCAGAGCUCCCAUCCAAUUGCUAUGUCCAGCAGCCAUCCCUUGCACAGACAUCACGAUCUCCAGUUUCUACAUCUGGACCGACGCUGGAUCUUAUGAAUUGUACAAGUGUAGCAAUGCGUAUGGCAGUGGUCCGUGUCUCAAUAUCGCAUCCACGCAUACUACAUAUACGUCGACCGGAACCGUGACAUCUGUUCCCACUGCUUCAUAUGCCUAUACAACUAUGCCGGGAGAAAUCACCAAAGGCUUGGGCCUGACAACAAGUAUCGCUAUCCCAACUCAUCCAGCAUCAUAUUUCCCCGGUGUUGCUCCUUACAGUGCUCUCUUGGGUUAG